Molecule: messenger RNA, 627 nt
Organism: Zea mays
Lineage: Eukaryota; Viridiplantae; Streptophyta; Magnoliopsida; Poales; Poaceae
Source: RefSeq, marked validated
AAAUGUCUUUACUUGUGUGUUAUGUACUCCUUCCAACGGCUGUCCUCUAACCAUUGAAGUUACUGUUUUCGUGAGGAAUUAUUUGUGAAAGUCUCCAAUUUUCUGUACAACGCUGAUAUGAUUCAUGGCGGCGUUGUGGAGCAUGCUCAUAUGCGUGAAAGAGAAGAUCAUGUACCCAUGCUUCGACGCGAACGCGAGGCAUGGAACCGUCGUCGACACUUCAUCGUGGCCGCCAUGCUCCAUGUUCAACACAGCUUCAGGCGCCGCAGUGACAUUGUACCCAUGCUCCAGAUACAGACGGACUGCCACUGAGACCGUCUUUCAGGGGAAAAGAACACAUCUCAUCAAUGUGGUUGUGACGGCAGUCAUCGCCUGGCAUCAGCGGCGGAAACAAAACUCCACAGCCAAAAGCGAACAAAUCGGAAAAUAUGGACAUGGCAGCUCCAGACAUUGUGUUGGACUUGGAGGUGGAUGAAGACGUAUUAGAUUAUAUGGGUCCGAUCAGACCCAAAUUAACAUGAAAAGUCACUGUGUGCGAGGCCAAAUCUUAGUUCAACAGAUUACCAUGUUGGUGCUAAUUGCACAAACGUUUCUAAUAAAAAAACAUAUUCAAUUUUGUUAAAUUUA